AUGAAUUUAGUGUUUUCACGAUUCUUGGCAUACCUUCACAUCGGGUUCCAAGUCGUUCUCCAUACGUUCAUCCACCCGAGUCAUCUUCACCCGCAGCCCUGCCACAUCCUGGCUCGCAUCGGACACACCGUGCGCUUGGGCGCGCUUUUGCCUACUCGACAGCCGUCCAGGAUACAGUCCGCCCUGAACCGCGCCCUCGUCCACCUCCGUCAAACUGGUAACAACUUUUUACCCUAUAACCUGAGUUUGGAGGUACUGUCUCGGGAGCCCCUGAACGGAGACCCAGAAUCCCUCUUCAGAUGCGUGUGUCAAGACAUAGUCGUGCAGGGAGUCUCUGCCGUUCUCGCUUUUCCCCAGACCGAGGAAGAGCUCAUACAAGUGGAGUUUAUGUCCACCUUUUUAGAAAUACCUUUCAUCAGUAUCAUUGAACAAGGAGAGCCUCUCAGAACGGAGAACCGCUUCCACGUGCAGAUGCUGAUGCGGAUGCCGCCCUCCGGCCUGGCCGACCUGCUGGUGGGCGUCCUCCGGCAGGGGGGUUGGCGCGGGGGCACGGCCGUGCUGUGCGAUGGCUGGGAGGCUAGCGGCGUGCUGCAGGCGCUGGAGCAGUCCGACCGCCUGAGCGCCGACUCCGGUGCUGCCGGCGCGUCCGCGGGGCGCAGGAGGUGGGCUCACUGGCACCUGUGGGAACCUCUGGACCUGUCGGGCUCCCCGUCGUCGGACCGGGGCGAGGAGGAGCUGCUGGAGCUGCUGUCGCAUCACCUGAGCCAGGCGCCGUCGCCGCUGGCCUCCUCUGUGUGGCUCUUCGGCUCCGAGCCGCAGUGCGUCUCCGCCGUGCUGAGCGCCGCCCACCGGCUCAACCUCGGCCAGGCGGUGGCGCUCGGCGCCGCCUCGGCGCACUGGAUUAUGGGAUACCCGUUGACGCUGGACGCGCUGCAGGCCAUCGGGUCGCCGCAGGGCCUGCUGGCCUACGGCGAGGUGAACCGCAAGCCGCUCAGCUUCUACGUCCGCGACGCGCUGCAGCUGAUUGGUCGAGCCGUGACGACGGCCACGCUGGUGCGGCCCGACCUGGCGCUCAUCCAGAACAUGGUCAACUGCUACGACAAGCCCAACAAGCACGAGCUGCCCUCAUCCGGACAGUACCUGGCAAGGUUCCUGUCCAACACCUCGUUCAGUGGCGCCACGGGCCCCGUGCAGAUCGAGCGCUCGCUGUCCCAGGUGCUGCCGUCGCAGCGCUUCCACGUCUGGAGCCUGCAGAGGGACGCGGUGGGGCAGCCGUCUUGGGUGACGGUGGCCCACUGGCAGGCGGGCGAGCUGCAGGUGGAUGACCAGGGCCUGUGGCCCGGCGGCGGGAAGAAGCCGCAGGACUCGGGGGGAGCGCCGGGCGUGCGCUCAGGGGGGCGCUGGAGGGCGGGGCUGCCAGUGUCGGGCAGCCGUCUGCGGGUGGUGACGCUGGUGGAGCACCCGUUUGUGUUCACGCGCGAGGUGGACGACGAGGGCCAGUGUCCCGCGGGACAGCUGUGCCUGGACCCGCACACCAACAGCUCGGAACUAAUCAACCUCAUGUUCCGCGAGCUGGCCUUAGCCAAUAGCAGCUCGCUGACCGCAGACUACCGCAAGUGCUGCUACGGCUACUGCAUCGACCUGCUGGAGAAGCUGGCCGAGGACAUGAACUUCGAGUUCGACCUGUACAUCGUGGGCGACGGCAAGUACGGCGCCCUGAAAGGCGGCGGCCAGUGGACGGGGCUGAUCGGCGACCUGCUGAACGGCGUGGCCGACAUGGCCGUCACCUCCUUCAGCAUCAACUCGGCGCGCAGCCGCGUGGUGGACUUCACCAGCCCCUUCUUCUCCACCAGCCUGGGCAUCCUGGUGCGCAGCAAGGACACGGCCGCGCCCAUCGGCGCCUUCAUGUGGCCCCUGCACUGGUCCAUGUGGGUGGGCAUCUUCGUGGCCUUGCACAUCACCGCGCUCUUCCUGACGCUGUACGAGUGGCACAGCCCGUUUGGCAUGACGCCGCACGGCCGCAACCGCCGGCGCGUCUUCUCCUACUCGUCGGCGCUCAACCUGUGCUACGCCAUCCUGUUCGGCCGCACGGUGUCCAGCAAGACGCCCAAGUGCUGGACGGGCCGCUUCCUCAUGAACCUCUGGGCCAUCUUCUGCCUGCUGGUGCUGUCCAGCUACACGGCCAACCUGGCCGCCGUCAUGGUCGGGGAGAAAACCUUCGAGGAGGUCUCGGGGAUACACGACGCCAAGCUCCACCACCCAUCCCUGGGGUUCCGCUUCGGGACGGUGCGAGAGAGCAGUGCGGAGGACUACAUGAAGAAGAGCUUCCCCGAGAUGCACGAGUACAUGCGACGCUUCAACAUGCCCACUACGCCGGAUGGAGUCUCUACACUCAAGACAGAUCCUCCUCAGCUGGACGCCUUCAUCAUGGACAAAGCCCUGCUGGACUACGAGGUGUCCAUCGAUGCAGACUGCAAGCUCCUCACCGUGGGCAAGCCGUUUGCCAUUGAAGGGUACGGGAUCGGGCUGCCCCAGAACUCCCCUCUGACCCGCAACGUCUCCGAGUACGUCAGCCGCUACAAGUCUGACGGCUACAUGGACAUGCUGCACGACAAGUGGUACAAAGUGGUCCCCUGCGGCAAGAGGGUCUUCGCCGUGACAGAGACUCUACAGAUGGGCAUCCAGCACUUCUCUGGUCUGUUUGUGCUGCUGUGUGUGGGCGUGGCUGGCGCUCUACUCACGCUGGCCGGGGAACACGCCUUCUACCGCCUCGUCCUGCCUCACCUCCGACACCACCAGCGCUUCAAGUACUGGCUGCACACCAGUCAGAAGAUCCAUCGAGCUUUGAACAUGGCCUGUGAGGAUGAAGCCACACAUCACACAACCCCAGACAGAAGUCCAACGUUAUGCCUCUCUGAUAGCUGCAACAUCCACCGUCUGCAGCCGCCUCCCGCCUCCCCGCAGCCCGCCUCCUCCACCUCCUCCUCCAGCUCCUCCGCCACGGCCUGGAACAACCAGAGUGCCCGCGCGUCCCGCGAGCACGGCCUCAAGGACAGCAAGAGAGUCCACUUUAACCUGGACACCCUGAACACGUGCCGUCUCCAGGCUCCCCCGUCGGGCCCCGACCGGGGGCUUCGCCGGGGCUUGGUCGGCAGUCCGCCGACGCAGCUGUGCGAGAACGGCGGCCCCGCCACGCUCAGCUUGGUGCUGUCUCCCCCAUCCUGCUCCUCCGGCUCCAAGGCGGGGAGCCUCUCCCUGUGGGAGGGGGAGCUCCAGGAGCUGCAGGGGCGCAUCGAGGAGUUCCGCGGCCAGCUGAGGGCUGCCCUGGCCAGGCGCGCCGAACUCCAGAGCAGCCUGGAGCGCGAGAAGAUGCAGAGGGUGCGAGCCGUCGUGGAGUUGUCUUCAUCAUCGUCCGGAACUACCACCACUGCCGACCGGCCGCUCCCGGCCUCCGCCACCACCACCACCAUCGCCACCACAGCCACCUCCGUCACCACCGGCCCAGUCAAAGACAAGGACACCAACCUGAGGAGGUGAUGUAUGGUGUGCGGUGUGUGUAUGGGACUGCUUGGGAGCAUGUGAUGGUGGAAAUGGAGGCUGAAUGUGAGACUGGACAGGCUGGACCGGGUAUUCGCUUGUGAUCCUUGUGAUGCUCACUUGGUGCUCCGCAAUGACUUUGUCUCGUGAACAGGCCACAAGAGGACAUAUUUUUUUGAGACUGGCCUGAAAGGUUGCCAUGUUCUGGCGAGUUUUACAAGAUUCCCUUUACAGGUGGAUUAAAAAGGGUUUUCAUUAGCCAAUAUUUUGAAGUUUUGAGAACUGGAGUGUCACUUUGAGCAUUGUAGAUACUAUGCCAAGAUACCCUGUGAACAGAAGCGCAAAACUUUUCAGUCGGUCAGUUGCUUUUUUCUAGAGGUGGUAUAUACUUACACCCGCUGGUCUGUAAUAUAUGAAAAGGUGAUGCUUGUGUGUAAGAACUGCUAGCUGUAUCAGAAGUGCUGUAUUUGACCAAUAGUCUGUUGACUGAUGACUAAAUGAAUCAAUAUCUCUGUGACAUGAAAUCGUAUUUCCUAUUACUGCAUUUCAAAAUAAAUUUGGUUUAC
Molecule: messenger RNA, 4103 nt
Organism: Engraulis encrasicolus (European anchovy)
Lineage: Eukaryota; Metazoa; Chordata; Actinopteri; Clupeiformes; Engraulidae
Gene: grin3ba
Product: glutamate receptor, ionotropic, N-methyl-D-aspartate 3Ba
Exons: 10
Coding region: 1-3537 (1178 amino acids)
Biological process (GO): monoatomic ion transport; ionotropic glutamate receptor signaling pathway
Cellular component (GO): plasma membrane
Molecular function (GO): NMDA glutamate receptor activity
Source: RefSeq, a predicted model, not a curated record